This is a messenger RNA of Poecilia reticulata (guppy), 799 nucleotides long. RefSeq names its product RecQ mediated genome instability 2 (gene rmi2). The record is from RefSeq and is a predicted model, not a curated record. Lineage: Eukaryota; Metazoa; Chordata; Actinopteri; Cyprinodontiformes; Poeciliidae. Gene Ontology annotation, biological process: DNA repair; regulation of sister chromatid segregation; negative regulation of double-strand break repair via homologous recombination. Gene Ontology annotation, cellular component: nuclear speck; cytosol.
AAUCCUGCCCGGAACCUGUUCCCAAGAGGAAAAUCUAUAUCUUCCGGGUAACACAUUUGGCGCGCCGUGAGAAAUUAAAUGACGAACUUUCCAGUCUGAGCUGCUCCAUCUGGAGUCGGCUUCAUUCGCCCGGUCAUGUCCAAACUGGAGCAAAGCAGCAAGGACGGGAAACGUUCCCCGCCGGUUAAAGUCCUGUCAGGUCAGCUGAGGGCGGCGGGCAUCCGGGGUGCCGCUGACAGCGCGGAGGGAUACGUGAUCCGAGCGGGCAGGGGUCGCACUCUGCGUGUGUCCCUUGUGUGGAUGCAGGGCACGGUGCUGGAGGUCCAGCUGAACGGGACCACCGUGAUGCUGAUGGACGAAACGGGGACUUUUGCCGUCCAGGGCGUUAAUAACAUUCCCAAAGGGAAACCGUGUUUGCUUCCAGGUAAAUAUGUAAUGGUGAUGGGCGUCAUCCAGGCUGUUUCCCCGGAGCCGGUAAUCCGUGCUGUGAAGAUGGCAGACCUCUCGGAGUUCGCUGCGCUCCACAGACAGAUGUGGAAGCUGGAGGUGGAGGAGCUGCAGCAGGUGUUAACCUGAAUAUCAGACGGCUGAUGAGUACUGCUAGCUGCAUAGAGCAGGUGCAGCUGCACGACUAAAUGAUGUUUGUGACUGAGGUUCACCUCAUCAUACGAAAUGUCUUAACCCGUUUUUUUUUUUUUUUCUUGUGCGUCAUAAUUUGUAAAUAACCGUUUUACAUCCACCAGAGUUGCAGUGACUUGUUCGCCUAUGGCAUAUCAAAUCUUAAUAAAACACAGUUUCA